Molecule: messenger RNA, 2232 nt
Organism: Prosopis cineraria
Lineage: Eukaryota; Viridiplantae; Streptophyta; Magnoliopsida; Fabales; Fabaceae
Product: legumain-like
Exons: 7
Coding region: 270-1760 (496 amino acids)
Biological process (GO): vacuolar protein processing
Molecular function (GO): cysteine-type endopeptidase activity
Source: RefSeq, a predicted model, not a curated record
ACAAAAAAAAGAAGAAAAAACCAACGGCAACAUCAUUUGAAACCUAACCACUUAUUUUGCAACUAGACAUGUCAAUUAGUUCCCUGGUACAGAACAUUUAGGAGACAGUUUCUGAAACAAGAAGCAGAGAACAACACACAGAGAUCAACCACCACCACCUUCACUACCAUAUAUUUUCAAAUCUUGCUUAAUUUCUGAACUUCUGGGAAUAUUCUGUAGGCAUCAAAAGGGUGAUAUAUAUACAUAUAGAGAGAGAGAGAUAGAGAGAGAUGGAUGGAGUGUUGUAUAAUUACGUGAGGUUGAUGAUGAUAUUAGUGAUGCUGCAAAUGGUGAGAGAGGGAGAAGGACGGAGAGUGAUGAAGGGAUGGGAGGUGGAGGAUGAUGAGCCAAAAGUGGAGGUGAGAUUGGAGAUGCCGACGGCGAUGGAGGCGGAGGAGGAGGAGGGGACUCGUUGGGCGGUUCUGGUGGCCGGUUCUUCCGGCUACGCCAAUUACAGGCACCAAGCAGAUGUGUGCCACGCGUAUCAGUUGCUGAGAAGAGGAGGAGUGAGAGAAGAGAACAUAGUGGUGUUCAUGUACGAUGAUGUUGCAGAUUCACCCUUCAAUCCAAGGCCUGGUAUUCUCAUCAACCAUCCUCACGGCCAAGAUGUUUAUAGCGGUGUUCCCAAGGAUUACACAGGUGAGAAUGUGACCGCAGAGAAUCUGUACGGUGUAAUUCUUGGAGACAAGACGAAGGUGAAGGGAGGAAGUGGAAAAGUAAUAAACAGCAAGCCGAAUGACAGAAUCUUCAUCUAUUACACCGAUCAUGGAGGCCCUGGCGUUCUAGGAAUGCCAAACAUGCCCGUGAUUUAUGCAAUGGACUUCAUUGAAGUUCUGAAGAAGAAGCACGCAUCUGGGGGUUACAAAGAGAUGGUUAUCUAUGUGGAAGCCUGUGAAAGUGGAAGCAUAUUUGAAGGAAUAAUGCCCCAAGACAUUAAUGUUUAUGUGACAACAGCUUCGAAUGCACAAGAACUGAGUUUUGGAACUUACUGUCCUGGCAUGGAUCCUCCUCCUCCACCAGAUUAUCUCACUUGCUUAGGCGAUUUGUUCAGUGUUUCUUGGAUGGAAGAUGCUGAGUCUCACAAUCUCAAAGCUGAAACACUUCAACAACAAUAUCAGGCUGUAAAGACAAGGACUUCGAAUUUCAAUAGCUAUGGAUUUGGCUCACAUGUGAUGGAAUAUGGGGAUACUAACAUAAAAAGUGACAAGAUUUAUCUGUUCCUUGGUUUUGAUCCUGAUUCAGUCAACUUCCCUCCUUACAAUAUCAAGCUCCGACCUCCAAUGCAAGUCAUUACACAAAGAGAUGCAGAUCUUUUGUUUCUCUGGCAAAUGUAUAACAGAUCACAACAUGAACCAGACAAGAGGAAAGAAAUGUUGAAGCAGAUUAGAGACACCGAGAAGCACAGAAAGCACAUAGAUUACAGUGUGGAAUUGAUUGGAACAUUCCUGUACGGACCAGGAAAGGGUUCUUCAGUGUUGAAUCAAGUGAGAGGACCUGGUUUGGCUCUUGUGGAUGAUUGGACCUGCUUGAAAGCUAUGGUGAGAUUAUUUGAAACAGAGUGUGGCUCACUCACACAGUAUGGGAUGAAACACAUGAGAGCAUUCGCCAACAUUUGCAACAGCCACAUCUCCACCGUCGCCGUCAAGGAGGCUUGCCGGGCGGCGUGUGGCAGCUACGAUGCAGGGGACAUGCAUCCAGCAAGCAGGGGUUAUAGUGCUUGAUUCUUUUUUCUCCCACUUUCUUACUAUACUUUAUGUUGUAGUUUUGAGAAAUAUGAAUUUGGUGACAGUAAACAUUGAGUGCUCAUCCCGUCUAAACCGUUGAAAUUCAUAUCAAUGGUUUAUAUAAAUUCACUCAUUUAUUAAUCUUAAGUGAUGUAUGAAUUUAUAACCAUUGAUAUUAAUUUCAAUGAUUUAGAUAACACAGGCAGUCAGGCACUCAGUGUCUACAUAAAAUAUAGUCAUCGAAUCUAAGAGUGCAGCCACAUCUUUUUUUUUUUUUUUUGGUUUUUGUUUGGGAAGUAAAUAUCUUUGUUAGUGGGUGAGAGAAGAUCAAUUUUGUUUUCAUGUAUUAUUAUAAUGGUUCAUGCUUGAUAAGAAGCAUGUUGCCACAUUUUAAUGGAAGUUGGUACAAGGUAAAAAAAAAAAAUCGUAUAAAUACGUUGGUGUAAUUAAAAAAAAAAAAUUGAUAGUC